Messenger RNA from Salarias fasciatus (jewelled blenny), 1966 nucleotides. RefSeq names its product tRNA selenocysteine 1 associated protein 1b (gene trnau1apb). NCBI's taxonomy places the organism in Eukaryota, Metazoa, Chordata, Actinopteri, Blenniiformes, Blenniidae. Gene Ontology annotation, molecular function: RNA binding. The transcript has 9 exons. The record is from RefSeq and is a predicted model, not a curated record. Bases 140 to 1153 code for a protein of 337 amino acids.
UGCAGAGGAAGAAGCAGUAAAAACUUGUCUUUACAGGAAGCCGGAGCCUUAACGCUAACAAUUUAUGUAUUAGCUUUUAUGCACAGCCAUAAAUUAACUCCGGGGAUUCUAAUACGUGUCGAUUGCUCCAGAGAUCAAGAUGUUUAACAGACAGACGAGCUUGUGGAUGGGAGAUUUGGAUCCAUAUAUGGAUGAGAACUUCAUCAAACAGGCAUUCAGUGCUAUGGGAGAGUCCCCGUUCGGAGUGAAGAUCAUCACUCACAGAAUCACAGGGGGUUCAGCAGGUUACUGCUUUGUGGAGCUGGCUGAUGAAGCGAGUGUGGACCGCUGUGUCCAGAGGCUCAAUGGGAAACUGGUUCCUGGAUCAAACCCGCCCCGGAAGUUUAAGCUAAACUAUGCCACCUAUGGGAAACGGCCAGAGGCAGGCCCAGAGUUCUCAGUGUUUGUGGGCGACUUGGCUGCUGAGGUCGACGACUUCCAGCUGCAUCAAGUUUUUAAGAAGUACCCUUCCUGCAAAGGAGCCAAAGUAGUCACAGACCAGUACGGAUACUCCAGAGGCUACGGUUUUGUCAAGUUCGGGGAGGAGAGUGAACAGAAGAAGGCGAUUGAGGAAUGCCAGGGCACGAUGCUGGGAGGGAAGCCGCUCAGACUCAGCAUCGCUGUGGCCAAGAGCCAGAAGAUGAGCACCUACCACGCCGGCCCGGGCCAGAAUUACCAUGGCAACUACAACCAGACGCAGUCCGGUUACUACGGCGGCCACGGCGUCGGGGGUCAGGCGGGCUACUACUCUCAGUGGGGGGGCUACGACCAGUACGGCGGCUACAACAGCGGUUAUAACAGCGGCUACAAUCCCGGCUACAACGCUGGCUACAACUACAACUACGGGCCCUACGGAUACCCCCCACCCGGCCACAUGAUGCCCCCCCCUCCCAUAGGGAUGCCCCCCAUGUCCACCGACGCCUCCGGAGCCGCAGAGGGUCAGGAGGACGGGGAGGACGUCGAGGAGGACAACGCAGAAGAGACGAUCUCUGAAUGCGACAUAGACAUGUGGAACAAAGACUUCAUGCAGCGCAGCGAGGAGGUCUUCGACGCCAUGAUGAACAGCCACUGGGAACCUCUGGAGUCCGACGUCUCCGUCCCCUCUCUGUCUUGAUGCCCGGUUUUUAUGUCGUCUUCUGCUUCCUCUUUUACCCCCGGGCUUUUAUUGGUUUUAUAUUUCCCCAAUCAGACACGUAAAGAGAUCCGGUUCCGGUUCCUGGUCCGAUGUGUUGGUAAUCUGGACGUUAGUCAGUUUUCGGUGAAAUUGAUGUCUCUUUUUUGCACCAGUUACUUGGAUGACAUGUUGGAACUGAAGCGUCUCAAGGUGAAUGUUCUGUCUUGUCACUAUUUAAUGUCACUUCCAAAAAAAAAAAAAACAUUUAUUUUUUUACUGACUCAUAACUUAGUAACAAGCAUCUUACUGAUUUAGCUUUUUCCUGAUUCUUAUCUUGUAAAGACAGAAACCUACACUAUGCCUUCAUGAUCUUUUACCACAUCUCUCCUGUCCGUUCAGGGAGGCCUUUUGAAUCAUUUUGUACAGACAGGAUGUCACCGUUGGUCAUCUGGCUAAUAUUUUUCUCAUUGAAGGAUUUUUCCUCUCGCCUGAGGACUUUUAUUGAGUUUGACAGUUGGGUUGUGCAGAAGUGUUUCCGUGUGCAGAUUCACCGGAAAACAAUCAAAUAGAAAUGUUAUUUAUCUCAGUGUGUUUCUGUGUAAUUGCUGAAUGGUGCAACCUUUCGAUGUGUGUGUGUGUGUGUGUGUGUGUGUGUGUGUGUGUGUGUGUGUGUGUGUGUGUGUGUGUGUGUGUGCGUGCUGUGAAACUCUCUGUCAGGACUUUGAGAGGCUGGAAGCUGCUCUUUGAUGGCUGAAAUUUUGUACAUAUUUGUGGAGACAUUUUAUGAAUAAAACUAUUAUGGGAGGAAAUCAG